This is a messenger RNA of Patiria miniata (bat star), 3514 nucleotides long. RefSeq names its product coadhesin-like. The record is from RefSeq and is a predicted model, not a curated record. The transcript has 15 exons. The coding region runs from base 423 to 2852 and encodes 809 amino acids. Lineage: Eukaryota; Metazoa; Echinodermata; Asteroidea; Valvatida; Asterinidae.
GCAGUGGCGCCAAAGGUACCAGUCCAAACAAGCGGCCAAUUGAAACGCCUGAAAUAUGAGCUUAUGCCUUAAUCGUCUGAAAAAAAAAUCUGGAACACUCACACGGCCAGGGAAAAUGGUGAGCAUUCACCCUUAUUAAUUUAAGCACCAAUGACUUGAGAAAAAAAAAACACUGUAGGGUCGAGCACCAUCAUAAUUCCAUUCUUUCCUUGAACUCUCGUACUCUGGCGCGUAAAACGCAAGUACACGUCACAAUCGCUACCAAAUCAGAAUCCUACCACUAAUUAUCAAACACUUGCAUGACUUCCUGGUAUAGAAGCACCACCAAAAUCCGGCAGAGCUGUAGUGUUUAAUUGGCACCCGUGCUAGUAGUAGUACAGCAUUAGUUAGGUGAUCAACUUCAGUCCGUACAGAACUAAAACAUGACUCGGUUUGUGGCCACCGUGGUGGCUUGCCUGAUUGUGUGCGGCAAGUUGGCAGACACCGCACAAGACGGUUACUGUUUCCGGUAUCGUGACCCGCGCGGCUCACGGGGUAAGUGCCAGCAACUGGUGGAGAGGUUACCGGGCCCCGACGGUGCCCCCGUGGCCACGAGAGAGGCGUGCUGCCUGCUGGGCGCCGAGGGUUGGUCCAAAAAGAUCAGCGGGAAGAGGUGCGUUGCGGCGUGUGAAGUACCGGGGCCAGUGGAGGUGCAGGCACCGCAGGUUGUCCAGCAGGUUGCUGAAUACGAGGAAGACCAAAAUUCGGUUGAAGGCGUAUGGGGAAGGUGGCGUGACGGGCAGCCAUGUUCUGUCACGUGCGGUGCGGGAUUUGAAGAGAGAAGGCGAGUUUGUAGACCCUCCCCCGAUAAUCCCGACGACAACUUUCAGUGUUCAGGGGACAGAGUUGAGCAUCGAGACUGCAACGCUGGCAUUAUAUGCCCCGUGCACGGUCAAUGGGGCGAGUGGUCUCUGUGGAGUGAGUGUAGCGCCACCUGCGGUGACACAAUGGCCAGGUUUCGUGAGUGCGAUUCGCCCCGCCCACAAUUUGGGGGGAACCCGUGCGUCGGAGAGAGCAGAGAGGUGCAGUGGUGCAACGAUAAGAGGCACUGCCCGAUUGAAGGCGUAUGGGGAAGGUGGCGUGACGGGCAGCCAUGUUCUGUCACGUGCGGUGCGGGAUUUGAAGAGAGAAGGCGAGUUUGUAGACCCUCCCCCGAUAAUCCCGACGACAACUUUCAGUGUUCAGGGGACAGAGUUGAGCAUCGAGACUGCAACGCUGGCAUUAUAUGCCCCGUGCACGGUCAAUGGGGCGAGUGGUCUCUGUGGAGUGAGUGUAGCGCCACCUGCGGUGACACAAUGGCCAGGUUUCGUGAGUGCGAUUCGCCCAGCCCACAAUUUGAGGGGAACCCGUGCGUCGGAGAGAGCAGAGAGGUGCAGUGGUGCAACGAUAAGAGGCACUGCCCGAUGCACGGUCAAUGGGGCGAGUGGUCUCUGUGGAGUGAGUGUAGCGCCACCUGCGGUGACACAAUGGCCAGGUUUCGUGAGUGCGAUUCGCCCCGCCCACAAUUUGGGGGGAACCCGUGCGUCGGAGAGAGCAGAGAGGUGCAGUGGUGCAACGAUAAGAGGCACUGCCCGAUGCACGGUCAAUGGGGCGAGUGGUCUCUGUGGAGUGAGUGUAGCGCCACCUGCGGUGACACAAUGGCCAGGUUUCGUGAGUGCGAUUCGCCCCGCCCACAAUUUGGGGGGAACCCGUGCGUCGGAGAGAGCAGAGAGGUGCAGUGGUGCAACGAUAAGAGGCACUGCCCGAUGCACGGUCAAUGGGGCGAGUGGUCUCUGUGGAGUGAGUGUAGCGCCACCUGCGGUGACACAAUGGCCAGGUUUCGUGAGUGCGAUUCGCCCCGCCCACAAUUUGGGGGGAACCCGUGCGUCGGAGAGAGCAGAGAGGUGCAGUGGUGCAACGAUAAGAGGCACUGCCCGAUGCACGGUCAAUGGGGCGAGUGGUCUCUGUGGAGUGAGUGUAGCGCCACCUGCGGUGACACAAUGGCCAGGUUUCGUGAGUGCGAUUCGCCCCGCCCACAAUUUGGGGGGAACCCGUGCGUCGGAGAGAGCAGAGAGGUGCAGUGGUGCAACGAUAAGAGGCACUGCCCGAUUCAUGGCGGUUGGAGGGAAUGGUUAGACUGGUCCCCGUGCUCGGUUACCUGCGGACGCGAUGGGGAACGCAGACGCAUCCGUAAGUGCACGGCGCCAAGGCCUCGGUACGGCGGCCGUGACUGCGUCGGCGACCAGACGGACAUCCGGUCUUGCAAGGCAAACGCCCUCAACUGCCCAGUUGAUGGCGGAGUCAGCGAGUGGGGUCAGUGGCGAUGUCAGGCGGAAUGCACAGGUGAAGGGUUUGCGCUGCGGUCGCGCUCAUGCACCAACCCCGUACCGCGGUACGGAGGGAGGCAAUGCCGAGAACGACUCAACGAUAUCAGACAUUGCUCUGAGGUCAUCGUCAUCUGCCCAGUUGACGGUAUGUGGAGCACAUGGUCACCCUGGAACGACUGCUCGUCGACCUGUGGGGAGGCCAGCUUCAAAACCCGCACGCGGCAGUGCGACAAUCCGCCACCGCAGAACGGAGGGCUCAAAUGUCAGGGGGAGAAAUUCGAAAAAAAAGACUGCAAACUGGGCCCCUGCCCGGGCGAUGGGGACUCAUCCUAUCCCGGGCCAGCCGACUCUUCUGUAGGGGGAGGGUCCACUCCGCCAUGUGACGAUGAAGAUUACCCAUCUUCGACGGGAGAGGGCGGUAGUGGCUGCCGGGAUCCUACCGACGGUAGCAGUAGUGACGUCGACAACGGUGAAAUAUCCAUCGAGAGUUUGGAUUACUCUGACUGAAUGGUGACAGUAUAUAACGCAGAGGUAUCUAGAGGUGUGUGGAACAAAUUAAAGUAGCUCCCGCAGCUCUUUUCAUUUUGAAAAAAAAAAUCCUUCAAUUGUUAAAACGUCCUUCGCGUCACCUUCGAAAUUGAGGCCGCAACGUACUACAGAAAUAUCCAGGAUCGGGAAUAGAUACCAAAUAUUAAGAUGUAUCGAAAAUUAAGAUAACCACCUUGCACUGUUUCAUGAGCACUUCGCGGUUGUGAUGAAACAUCUGUUGGCCCAAAUGCAUUUGUUUGCAGGAAAUCACUGUAACAUUUAUACAUUUUGCGGAACCUUGAUUUUCCAAAGGGGGGGGGGGGGGGGGGGGGCGGUUCGGGGCGUUGAAUUCGAACAUUUUUCCAAGAGGUUAGAGUGGCCUCAAGCAAGAAACCAUAGUGAUUGAUGAUGUCAUUUAGGGAACAACAUUGAUCGGUCGGGUAUGUUAGAGUCACGACUGAUGUGAAUCUCCUUUAAAUUGUAUUUCUCUUCUUCUGUCUUAGGUUUGAUUAAUAUAACUUGUCCUAACUUUUCAAAUGAACCACGAAGGGAAACUGACCAGGUGUCUACUUUGUAAAGUCUACUUUGUUGAUUAUAAAUAAAGAUCAGUCAGUACAGACACAUGUGUCUGCUUUACUGUU